This is a messenger RNA of Myotis lucifugus (little brown bat), 339 nucleotides long. Its product is annotated as protein p13 MTCP-1-like. Lineage: Eukaryota; Metazoa; Chordata; Mammalia; Chiroptera; Vespertilionidae. Gene Ontology annotation, biological process: positive regulation of peptidyl-serine phosphorylation. Gene Ontology annotation, molecular function: protein serine/threonine kinase activator activity. The coding region runs from base 1 to 339 and encodes 112 amino acids. The record is from RefSeq and is a predicted model, not a curated record. The transcript has a single exon.
AUGGCCGAGCUCCCAUCGACCGUGCACCUCACCUCGCCCCCGAUCUACCUGAGGAUCCGUGGGCCCUCGGUGUAUGAGGAUGAGAACCAGCGCACAUGGCUGCAUCUCGUCAUGGACACAGGAGGUGACCUGCAAGUUCGGUUGUGCCUGGUCGACUACCCCAGUGGGCGUAUCGCACUCACCACCAGCCCGCUGACCUCGAGCACCAUGCUUUCAUGGUGGACGCUCCACCUUGGCAGCCAGUACCUGGACACCAUGGGCCGGUUCUGGCGCAUCGUGCACCACGUCAAGGAGAAUGGCGUAGAGGAAAUGAUCCUUGAGCUGAUGGAAGACUCCUAG